AUGCUGAAAGAUAAUCUCUUGAAAACAAGGGUUUCGACCCUAGCAUCCUUGCGCCAUGCUUCAUCACCUCCCACCCAAAGCUUCGAUGGCGGAGAUGGUGGUGGCACGACGACCUCGGCGAACAGGUAUGGUUGGAGGAGCGGCGUUUGCGGAGGUGUGGCGCACGUGGAGCGGGGUCGGCCCCGAGACGUGCGGCGCUGGAGGUUGCUGGUGGCUGCUAUGCAACUAAGGCUUUGCUUAGACGCUUCUGCUGCAAAUGGAGAGGAAAUAUUAUUGUGGAUGAUCGUCUUUAAGACCAGUAGUUCCCCCCUCAGAUCCCAACCCACCAGACCUGCCGCUGAUUUGAAGUUUCUACUUUCAAACGAUGCAUCGAAAUGGAUCGUUACUCUCGCUAUCUUCCCCGAUAGAAAUUUUGUCUCAUCUGCCCACUCUCUAGCACAUCCCUUUUUGGAGAAGUCCCUUUGCUGCCCAUAUACUCUUCCAAGUAAGUGAAGGUAAAUUUCCCAACUUUGCAUUUAGAAAACUUGAUCGCGGAUAGUACUUUGCUUUUAAUACUCUGGCUAAUAAAGAAUUUGGAUAAUUAAUAAGAGGCUAACCCAGUUUGGCUUAUAACGCAAUAUUAAAUUGACCAAGAUUUCGAAAACCUAAACCACCAUUUUCUUUUAAGGAACAAAGGUUUUUCCAAAUGCACCAAUGAAUUCCCCUUUUUUCGUGUCCCUUCUGCCACUAGAACCUCGCAACGAUACUUUCGAGUUCAUCACAUAGAACUUUAGGUAAUAAAAAACAAGCCAUCGCGUAAGUUGGUAUAGCCUGA
Messenger RNA from Gossypium raimondii (Peruvian cotton), 814 nucleotides. RefSeq lists its product as uncharacterized. NCBI's taxonomy places the organism in Eukaryota, Viridiplantae, Streptophyta, Magnoliopsida, Malvales, Malvaceae. The transcript has 5 exons. The record is from RefSeq and is a predicted model, not a curated record. Bases 1 to 492 code for a protein of 163 amino acids.